GCUCCGUGCGCCAUCUUGGAUUGUCCCGACCAACGGCGGCGGCGACGGCGGUGGACGACUUUGACGGUGGACGGUGCAACGCGUCCUUAAUUCGAAAAACAUUUUACAUGGGUGGAUUAACUCGGCUUCCACCGGUUGCACUCGUCAAAUGAGCAUAUCUCAUCGAGCAUAUUUCGAAGAGGACGUCUACCGAAGAGGCUUAAGUGGAGAGCGCCUCGCAGUCGGCGCUGUUUUUGCCUUCUCGAGCGGCGAACCGAUUCUGCCUCUGGCCUGCUUGCCUUGUUGGACUAUUGGGCAAUAUUUGGGCUAGCACAAAUCGACCCAAUGCAUCGUGUUGUCGUGCUUUAACAUUGGGAAAUGGAUUCCAAUUUGACGUUUUAAUGCAAUGCUACGCAGCUCAGCGAGGACAAGUUUGAUUGGAGGACGGAGUGCGCUUGAUUCCCAGUCCGAUGGAUAUUGCCUCUGUCCGGUUGCGGCUCGGUUCCCCGUUCCGUUGCUCUGACAAAACAAUCGUUGCAACAAAACCGUGUUUGUUCGUAACGAUGCUGCAGCAUGGCAAACGUAUGCUAGCGUCGGCUUGAAUGGCAAGAAGAAAUCGCCUUCCAUCUGUAAACGUGGAAAUACCAAGCAAGUCCCCCCUCCCCCCUCUUUGCAUUACCCGGGCUAUCUUUGGAUUUAUCUGGUUGUGAACAUGUCCUGUUUGCAGAGACAGACCUCCUUCUGACUCCGCCGCUGUGAGGAUUUUUUUUUGUGUGUAACUUUUAUUUUUCUUACAUAUAUUUUUAAACUCUUUCUAAUCUGAGGAUCUGAUUCGGAUGGAAAAUGGGAGACGCCACCAAACUGGCCCUCGCCGUUUUCCUCAUCUCCUGCUCUUCAGGUGGGUGUGAAGGCGCGAUCCUUGGACGCUCCGAGACUCAGGAGUGCAGCUACUACAACUCCAACUGGGAAAAGGAACGUACCAACCGCACCGGCACUGAACCCUGCUAUGGCGAUAAGGAUAAAAGGCUGCACUGCUUUGCCACGUGGAAGAAUAUUUCUGGCACCGUGGAGGUCGUCAAGCAGGGUUGCUGGUUGGACGACAUCAAUUGCUAUGACAGCAACGAGUGUGUGGAGAAGAAGGAGAAUCCUGACGUUUUUUUCUGCUGCUGCGAAGGCAACAUGUGCAACGAGCGCUUCCUCUACGCACCCGAUACAACGCCGCAAAGCGACACGCACCAGUCAACAGCCUACACCACAUCCAACCCCUUUUCCCAGAAGCCUCAGCUCUUCAGCACUCUGCUCUACUCCCUCGUUCCCAUCAUCGGACUGGCCGCCGUCGUCCUCUUUUCCUUCUGGAUGUGGCGACAUCACAAGUUGGCCUAUCCGGCAGCCCUCGUCCCCACACAUGAUCCCGGUCCUUCGCCGCCGUCUCCCAUCCUGGGACAUAAACCGCUGCAGCUGAUUGAACUGAAGGCCAGGGGACGCUUUGGCUGCGUAUGGAAGGCCCAGCUUCUCAACGACUACGUGGCCGUGAAGAUCUUCCCCAUUCAGGAUAAGCUUUCAUGGCAGAACGAGUACGAGAUUUACAGCGUGACUGGCAUGAAGCAUGAAAAUAUUCUCCACUUCAUCGGCGUGGAGAAAAGAAACAACAAUCUGGACUUGGAGCUGUGGCUCAUCACCACCUACCAUGACAAGGGCUCACUGACAGACUAUCUGAAGGCCAACGUGGUGUCCUGGAAUGAGUUGUGCCACAUCACUCAGACGGCUGCCCGAGGUCUGGCCUACCUCCACGAAGAUAUCCCCGGACACAAAGAUGGACACAAGCCCUCCAUUGCCCACAGGGACAUCAAGAGCAAGAACGUGCUCCUGAAAAACAACCUGUCAGCUUGCAUCGCCGACUUUGGUCUCGCUCUUAAAUUCGAAGCCGGCAAAUCAGCAGGGGACACGCACGGCCAGGUGGGGACACGGCGUUAUAUGGCCCCCGAGGUCCUUGAGGGAGCCAUUAACUUCCAGCGGGACUCCUUUCUGCGCAUUGACAUGUACGCCUUCGGCCUUGUCCUGUGGGAACUGGCGGCGCGCUGCACCGCCGCCGAUGGCCCGGUAGAUGAGUACAUGCUGCCUUUCGAGGAAGAGGUGGGCCAGCAUCCGUCUCUGGAGGACAUGCAGGAGGUGGUUGUGCACAAGAAGCUGCGGCCCUGCCUUCGGGACUGCUGGCAGAAACAUACGGGUCUCGCCAUGCUGUGCGAAACUAUUGAAGACUGCUGGGACCAAGAGGCCGAGGCCCGACUGUCUGCCGGCUGCAUAGAGGAGCGCAUCGGCCAAAUGCAGCGACAGGCUCCCCUAAUCGGGCCCGAGGAAAUAGUCACCGUUGUCACCAUGGUGACCAACGUGGACCUCCCGCCCAAGGAGUCCAGUUUAUGAUCGGCCGACACGCUGCCAGACGAGCAUCGGACACGGAGGGGGCGAGCGGCCAGCCCCGCUUGGUCAGCCGGCCGCCUUUUCUCAUUCUGGUUUGGUCGUCGUUUUUGUUUUUUUGCAAAGCACCGGUGGCUACCCGCGCUCAGGACGUACCGUGUGUUGGCCUCAUGGCAUCAAUCUCCUGCCCUCCCCCUCAUGUUGACGCGCGUGCCCGAGGAUUUUGAACCCUUCGAACCAAUUGGGCGAUUUAUGACUGCGUCAAAACGGCAAGACUCACCAAACGUCUUUUUAUAUACACUACGACGUCAGGAGGCUCAACUGGAUCUUCUACAGUGAGAACAGACCUUGCAGAUUUUCACCAAACUCUAAAUACAUUUAAAAAAAAAAAAAAAAAAAACAGAAUAUGGGCAUGUGGCUCUUGAUACCUUUUGCUGUUUUCUUGUGUGUUUUUUUUUGGUUCCGUUUGUUUUUUGAAGUUAUCGACUAACAUUCUGCCAAUAAGCAACGGCUUUUUGAAUGUUUCUAGUAUAAUGCUGCUGUACAUAGUGUAUUAUGAACCCAGUCGACUUGUUAAUCCAUCUUAUUUUAAGGGGAACGGGGGUGGGAAGGGGAGGAAAGGGGUGAUCCAUUUUUCAAGCAUUACGAUGAUAAGAACCAUAGACCUCCUUCAACCAGGUAUACCUCAGUUCAGAUGGACACAUAUGAUUAGUCCCGCUCACUGUUUUGAACAGUUUACUGCUCACGCGCCCGUUUCACAAGCUUCACCGCAUCGAAACGACGGAACCCUCGUCGGUGCUCAUGAGCGAUGCCGUCGGCGGAUCGGCAACGGCCGCACGUCAGCGAGCGUUCCCGCUUUUUUUGCUUCCCCCCCCGUUUUUUUUUUGUUCGCUUUGUUUCGUUUUCUUCUUUUCGUUCAGCCGGUUAGUUUAGAACAGCGGGUGAAAAGUUUUUCCCCUUUCAUUUGUAAAAUGGUUGAUGUCUGGAUUUUUUAUAGUCACCCCCUCGUUUGUCUCUGAGGUUUGAAGUACGGUCUUGAGGAAGGUUCCAAAGGUACUCGCCCCCCGUUCUUUGGAAAUGUUCUCAGCAGAGCCAGCUCAGUUGUUUGUUUGCUAAACGGGCGGUGACUUGUAUAGCGCUCUUCUACUUUUGCGCUUCACUCGGCUUCCUCAUUCACCUCCCGAUGACAUCAUCAGGGGCGAUCGGGGUGCAGUGUCUCAAAGACACUCGGAUACGGUCACAACGGCCGGGGAUCGAACCUCCGGCCUCGCCGUUUGAUUGCACUCAUCGCGUUUGACUACUUCUAAGGGUUUCCACUCUCUGUUUCUACGCCUCAGGAAUCUUUGCUAGCCAUCCUCCUCACUGUCGCCCUUCCCAGAACAGAUUUUGUCAGGUGGUGACUUCUUGUGCUUCUUCUCACCCCAUCUCGACACUAAUGCUGGACAGUGAAGUCACAAGACUGCCGCUCUUUGUUCAAUUCAGGUUCCGGCGUGAGCCCGCUGACCCGAGGCGUUGUGCCAGGUCUCGCUUCAGCACUGGUUGUGACUUUUAACGCCUUUCACAGUCUCAAAAAUCAAGUCAUCGGUCGUAACAAUCCGGGUUGGGUUCCCACCAAACCAAACUGCCAGUCAUGUGCUAUUUCCUGUUUUCGUAGCGCCCCCAAACCAAACACGCCACGCCACGUCUGUGCCGCCAUCAGACGAGAGGAGGCAGGGAGAGCAUCUUUCAUCUCGGUGCCAUUUCUUCCACCAUAUUCCCUCUUGUAGAUGUCAGGCCAAAUGGAUGUAUAUGUCGCUGUCGGAGGAGCAACAGCGCCCCCUCUCGCUCAAACCCGCAACUUUUUAUUUGCUCCGAUGGACGUCACACACUGGUGCCGCUAAAACUGCAGUCUCUCUUCGAGCUUUGGGGUUGUUUCAUGUGAUGCGGUUUCAAAUCAGAGUUGGGGGAAUGUUUGAAGGGAUGUAUCGUCCCCCCCCCUGUGAUUUUUUUUGUUUUCCCAAUAAUAAUCAAAACUGCUAUUAGUCAAGCUUGGAAUGAAACGUAUGCACAUUUCAGCAAGGUGCUAGACCUGAAGGAAGUCAAAAAGCCAUUUAUGUAUUUUGUUACUGUAGCGUGAGCUUUGCGUCAGCGGCUCUUCUUUUUCCCGAAAGCUUGGCACUACCUCAAAUUUAAAACUCUCCCGUGUUCACAUUUUCAAAUAGCUCGAGCUAUUGCCCUCCCAAAGACGAAAAAUAAUCAGAUGAAUUGAUGAAUCCUUUUUUCAAGGGUGUUUUUUUUUUUUAAACCGCAUCAGUGAAACUGUCCCAAAACACCAUUCAGGGAUUCAGUACUAUGCUUUUCUAUGUUCUGGCAAGUUAUAUGCAACCAGUGCCGCAAACGACUCAACACUUGAGCUUCAAGAGUGACUUUCAACACACACACACACACACACACAAAUAACUAGUAGCAUUUAAUUCUGAUUUUAAUCCUUGCAUAUUGAUGUGUUGUAUUUAUUUAUUACUCAAAGACCUAAAGUUAGGGGCUCGUAGCUCAGGUGCAACUCAAACUCUAGAGUUGGCACGAGUUCAGCUUGUCGUUUUAGGGCAUGGGGGGGGUGAGUCGGGGUGUCCUUACUUGUAAUUCAGGAAGUACUUCAGUUGAAAAAGAUGCAAACUCCUCCUCACUCUUUAGUCUCCGUACAAAGACCGCAGAUGAAUGUUGAGACUCCUUCCCGGGUUCUGGUUUGGUGUGGCCCGUGUACCUGUCGAGGGCUCCGCUUUCAGCUGAUCCUCAUAACGAUUGUCCUCCAUUAUGGUCCAGGUUGAUUCCGACACUCGAUGAAACCAGAAUUUAGGUGGCUCAUUCGAUCCAACCGCAGGAAGAAGCACUCGAGUUGUCUUUACAAAGCACUCGAUGCGAUUCCAAAUGAGGUCAUGGGAGACAAUCUUACAAAUCAGCUGGACUUGUGGCUACGCUGUGGUCGCCGUGCUCAAUAAGAAUAUUUAAAGGUGUAUGAAUGGAGAAGCUUUACAUUUUCUAUCCUGACUUCCUCCAGGUCAGCUCCAGGCUUACAUUGCUGUGCUUCGGAAUACCAGUGAAUCAUUUGUGUCUUGUUGCCCUGCUAUUUGAAACAGUCGAGGACCUGUACAGACAUGAGAACGUAUUAAAAUCAAGUAUAUACUCUGAGCUGAAUCUUUAUAAGUGUGUGAAAAAAAUCAGUGUUUCCUAUAGAGUACAUUCAUUUAUACUUCUUGUGUUUUGGUUUCAACUGUCCCAUCACAAUUGAACUUUGUGUAAAUUAGAGGCUCAUUGGAGUACUUUGCAAAUUAUCCCACUUAACAGCGGUGUUCCUCAGGGAACUAUAGCGGCUCCCCUGACAGUUGCAAUACUCCAGAUGUGAUCAUGAAAUCAUCUGCUCUUGGUGUUUCAUUCCACCGCCGCGACUUUCUGCUUGUCCCUGCUGUUGUUAAGAAUUCUAGAGGAAGCAUUGAUCUCCAAUGACCUCAUUACCAAGACUGUGAUGGUUUGGUUGCCAGGUCAGAAGUUUCUUUAAAAAAAAUGGAAAAACACUACAAGUUUAUGACCCCCACUAUUGCUAAGGUUCUCUGAAAUUCAGCGCUGAUCAAAGACAUGUCUCUUGGGGAGAACACACAAAAAGGUUCCUUAAUGCCCAGGGAAACUUUUUCUCUUGGUCAUUGUCGAUGGAAUAUAUGUGUGUGUAUUCGUGCCGGUGGCAAAAGCCAUCUCCAACUUUGGACUCAUCCUGGAGACGAAACUGGUCUGUGAUCAGCGCUGUAAUUUAUGUGAGCCGGUGGAGGUUUUUAAUCCGUUGAAGUGAUCCACGUGAUGUAAAUAAAUGUUUCUAGAUUGUGAAA
Messenger RNA from Syngnathus typhle (broad-nosed pipefish), 6248 nucleotides. It is a transcript of the gene acvr2ab, whose product is annotated as activin A receptor type 2Ab. Lineage: Eukaryota; Metazoa; Chordata; Actinopteri; Syngnathiformes; Syngnathidae. Gene Ontology annotation, biological process: protein phosphorylation; cellular response to growth factor stimulus; activin receptor signaling pathway. Gene Ontology annotation, molecular function: activin binding; activin receptor activity; ATP binding. The record is from RefSeq and is a predicted model, not a curated record. The transcript has 11 exons. Gene Ontology annotation, cellular component: activin receptor complex; plasma membrane. The coding region runs from base 823 to 2400 and encodes 525 amino acids.